UUUCAGGAUGAGGAUCCUUAUUGGAAGCCUUCAUUUCUACUCCAUUUCCUUCUUCCUCAGUGGAGCAAAUGGAUUUGUAACGGAGGGAACACCUACAGCCUACACCUUCCCCUUCUACAGCUACUCCUACCUGAACCUCUCUUCUAUAGCAGAAGCAGGAGCUCCCAAAACAGCCAGAGCUCUCAAUUUCUCACACAAUGCAAUAGAGAAGGUAACCAGGAGAGACUUGGAAGGUUUUGGCAUGUUGGAAGUCCUAGACCUUUCCUACAACCGGAUUAAAGACAUUGACCCGGGAGCGCUGGAGAGCCUGCACCGCCUCACUGCUCUGGACCUGUCGUUCAAUGACAAGGAACUGGUCGUGCCGGCUCUCCCACCCCACCUGAAGCUGGCACCCACCACCAAGCCCUCAGGGGCUGCUCCGGAGCCUUCUGCACCCACCGAGGAGCUGUUCCAUGCGGCUGUCCUGCAGGGUGCUGGUCCGGGGCUCGGAGGGAGCGCAGGGAACGUGCCUCGAAGAGGAGAGGAAAACACAACGGGCUCUUCCAGAGGGGGAAGCGGAGCCGUCUCUCCCACAGCCUCCUUGAGGCCCAGUUUCUGUGGAGAACCAGUAAACGGGACACUGGAUCUGUCCAACAGCAAACUGUCCGAGGAGGAGCUGAUGGUAAAGCUGGACCCGGAGCUGUGCCAAGCUCAGCUGGACCGUGUUCUGGAGCUUGACGUUAGUCACAGUGCCCUGGAAAUGGAUCUGCUGUCGCUGUUCGUCCUGUUCCUGCCCAUGAAGAACCUGCAGUGGGUUGAUGCCAGUUACAACAAACUGACAAUUAACAUCCUAGACGUCGAGAGCAUCUGCACCUUCCCCUUUGACAAGUUCUGGUUUGUCAAUAUCAGCAACAACCCCAUCAACAGCCUGGACACGCUGUGCCUCCCCACAACCAUCAAGGUCAUUGACUUGUCCUUCACCAACAUAAGCCAAAUACCCCAGAACUUUGCUAAGAAGAUGCUGAACCUGGAGAACAUGUACGUGCAGGGGAACCACUUCAUCUACACCGUGCGGCCGGAGCUCCCCGACCCGCUGGCAAAGCCUCCCCCUGGAUCUGUGAGCAUCGAGGCCAUCUCCUUAGUCAGGAACCAGGCUGGGACCCCCAUCGAGAGCCUUCCCAAGAACGUGAAGCACCUCAAGAUGUCCAACUGCUCCAUUGUGGAACUGCCAGAGUGGUUUGCUGGCACCAUGGAGGCACUGCUAUACCUGGAUCUCAGCAGCAAUCGGAUUGCGGCGCUUCCCAGCUUACCUCCCUCCCUGCGGCACCUCGAUGUAAGCAGCAGUGACAUCAAGGUGAUACCCCCCGGUUUCAAAUCCAUGUCCAACCUAACCGUAUUUAUCAUUCAGAACAAUCAAGUCACAGAUAUGCACCCCGAGUACUUCCCGUUGACUCUAACCACAUGUGACAUCAGCAAGAACAAGCUGAACCUGCUGCCGUUAACCCAGGCCCUGGAGAACCUCCAGCACCUCAAUGUUUCUGGGAACCUCAUCGCCAGGCUGGAGGCCACCGGCCGUCUUCCUGCCCUCACCAGCCUGGACAGUAGCCACAACCUCAUUGCAGAGCUCCCCGAUGACUUUGGGCAAUCCCUGCCCAUGCUGAAACACUUCAAUCUCUCCGGGAACAAGAUCUCCUUCCUGCAGCGGGGGGCUCUCCCGGCCUCCCUCCUCGAGCUGGACAUCAGCGACAACGCCAUCACCACCAUCGUGGAGGACACUUUUGGCCAGCUGAGGCAGCUCAGCGUUCUCACUGUUCAAGGCAAACACUUCUUCUGUAACUGUGACCUCUACUGGUUCCUCAACGUCUACAUCCACAGCCCCCAGCUCCGCAUCCGCGGCAGAGAGAGCCUCAGGUGCAGCUUCCCACCAGAGAGAAGGGGCCAGCUGGUGGAGAGCAGCCGCCUCACGCUCCUGCACUGCUCCCUGGGCAUCCAGAUGGCCAUCACUGCUUGUGCUGCCAUCCUGCUGGUGCUGGUGCUGACGGGCUUGUGCUGGCGCUUCGACGGGCUCUGGUACGUCAGGAUGGGCUGGUACUGGUGCAUGGCGAAGAGGAAGCAGUACGAGAAGAGGCCAGAGAACAAGCCCUUCGACGCCUUCAUCUCCUACAGCGAACCCGACGCAGAAUGGACCAAAGAGAAUCUGCUGGGCAAGCUGGAACGGGACGGGUUCAAGAUCUGUUACCACGAGAGGGAUUUCAAACCGGGGCACCCCGUUCUCGGGAACAUCUUUUACUGCAUCGAGAACAGCCACAAAGUCAUCUUUGUGCUCUCCCCCAGCUUCGUGAGCAGCUGCUGGUGCCAGUACGAGCUGUACUUUGCCGAGCACCGGGUCCUCAAUGAGAACCAGGAUUCCCUCAUCAUGAUCGUGCUGGAGGACCUCCCGCCCCACAGCGUGCCCCAGAAGUUCAGCAAGCUCAGGAAGCUGCUGAAGAGGAAAACCUACCUCAAGUGGAGCCCCGAGGAGCACAAACAGAGGAUGUUCUGGCGCCAGCUGGAGGCCGUCCUAAAGACAACCAACGAGCCCCUGCUGAGAGCGGAGAACGGAGCCGCUCAGGAUGGGGGCGAGGUGGAGGGGUGCACGGAGGUGUAAAGCUUGUGCAGGGAGGGGUGCACGGAGGUGUAAAGGUUGUGCAG
Molecule: messenger RNA, 2670 nt
Organism: Neopsephotus bourkii (Bourke's parrot)
Lineage: Eukaryota; Metazoa; Chordata; Aves; Psittaciformes; Psittacidae
Product: toll-like receptor 2
Exons: 1
Coding region: 8-2626 (872 amino acids)
Biological process (GO): inflammatory response; toll-like receptor signaling pathway; immune response
Cellular component (GO): membrane
Molecular function (GO): transmembrane signaling receptor activity; protein binding; triacyl lipopeptide binding
Source: RefSeq, a predicted model, not a curated record